ACAUGGGUCCUGCUGGUACCGUCUCUCCCGAUGGAGGAGUGUAACCUCGAUGCAACGGCACAUUUGCACGAAGUAGCCAUUUUGGCUCAAGACAGUAGGUCUUCUUGUUCCCUGCCCUUGCGCAUGCAACCCAUCAUUGUGGUAUACUUUCCCAAUAGAUGGCAGUUGGUCACAGGGACUUGGGGACCAUCUUGAAGAAGCGUGGAUACACAGAGGUUCGCAAGAUCGGGGAAGGUUCCUUCGGCAAGGCGAUCCUCGUGCACGCCAAGGAGAGCAUGAAGCUUGUUUGCAAGGUGGUCGACGUGAGCAAGGCUUCUGUAAAGGAGACCAAGGCUGCGAUGCAGGAGGGUCAGGUACUAGCUUCCCUUAAGCAUCCGUACAUAGUACGCUACCGCGAGAAUUUUACUGAGGCGGGGUGGUUCUGCAUCCUCAUGGAUUAUUGCGAGGGGGGAGAUCUCACCAGACAGAUCGAGCACGCCCGUAAGCGCCGGGAAGGCUUGGCCGAGGUUCAGAUCCUGAGGUGGUUCACGCAGGCCGUGCUUGCACUGAAGUACAUCCACGAUAAGCACAUUUUGCACAGGGACCUCAAGCCUAGCAAUUUCUUCCUGUCCAAGAGCGGCAGCCUGAAGAUGGGCGACUUCGGUAUAGCCAAGGUCCUCUCCUGCACGAUGGCGUGCGCCCAAACCCAGAUCGGGACCCCCUACUACCUCAGCCCCGAGGUCUGUCAGGAGAAGCCGUACGCCUGGCCUGCCGACAUUUGGUCGUUGGGAUGUAUCCUGUACGAGAUGUGUGCGCUGAAGGUUCCCUUCAACGCGUCCAAUAUCUCCGGCCUGGUGCAAAAGAUCUGCCGUGGGCCCACGCCGACGGUGCCACCGAAGUACUCGGACUUCAUUCGCCAGCUGUGCAGCGAGAUGCUGAGCAGGAGCCCCUCCUCCAGGCCCUCGUCCGACGAGGUGCUGAAGCGCUCCGCGAUCCAGACCAUCGUGCGGCAGAUGCUGCAGGAGGCGCAGCAGGAGCCCGACGGCAGGCAGGCAGCCCGGGCGGACGAGCGGCCCGCGCCCCGGGCGGUGCCCGCGCCGGGGGAGGGCACGCCCCGCCCCGCCGCGGCCCCCCUCCCGCCCCCGCCCGCGGCAGGCCCCGCGGCCGCCCUGCGGGUCACGCCGCCCUGCGUCGCGGGGUACGCCGCGUGCGGGCCGUACGGCGACACGGCGGGCGCCUACAGGAAGGGGGACCUCGUCGAGUACCUCUCCAGCACGCACCAGGAGUGGCUCUCUGCCACCGUCUCCGCCGCGGACUGCGCGGGGCGCGUCCAGAUUGACCUGAAGCCCAACACGUGGAUCACUCCAGAGGACCAGGCCACGAAGGUCCGGCCUCGCAGGCCGGCGGCCGCGGUGCGCGGGGUGGCCACCCCAGCCAGGGGGCGGGCCUCGCAGCGAGCGCUGGAGCCGCGCGGGCCCUCGCCCGUGGCCCGCCGGAAUUGGGCCGCCGGUGCACUGGACCGGAACCCGCAGAGGAGCCCAUCGGUGGACGGCGUUCCAGGCUCGCGGAACGCGACGCCGGUGCCCGCCGAGCGCGACUUCUCCCCCGCGCGCUUCGCGGCGGGCGGCCCAGGCAGCCGCGCCAACUCGCCGAGGCGGUCGCCGAGCCGGGGCCGAUCGCCCUCUCCCAGCAGGGGCGGUGCCGGCGCCCCUCGGUGUGGAGGUGCUGCUGCGGCCAGUCCUCGCUUAGGCGGUGGUGCGGCUCACCCGGCGGGCAUUCCGCGGAUAGACAGCCCGAUGCGGCGCCGUAAUCCCUCUCUGGGCGCGGCCGGGGCAGCCAUCGCGGGUUCUUGAAGCGCAUGGCGAGGCGCCCUUGGCGCCCCAUGCAUCCUGCCGAAAGAUGAUGCGGCAAUAAGGCUAUUGUUUGACAGUCGCGAGCUGAGCGACGACUCGUUUUGCUGAGUAGGUCGACGCAGAAGGUGCUUGCAAAUUGUUUCAGAGGGUUCUUGCUUCUGAUGCCUGGGAAGGGGACUCUUGAGUGGAUCUACGUCUGGGAGCCCACUUAAUUAGCUAGUUGCCUCCAGACCAUGCUGACACCGUCCUGUGUCGUGGAUCAGAAGCCUCGAGGGUGCCCCUUAUGGUCUCUCGGGGUGCAUCUUGGGCUGCGAUCGAACGCGCACGCUUCUGCUUCUGCGUGAGCUCAUGAUCACGAUCACGGGUGUGCGUUAGCUUAUGCUGACGUAGGGUAU
Messenger RNA from Prorocentrum cordatum, 2227 nucleotides. NCBI's taxonomy places the organism in Eukaryota, Dinophyceae, Prorocentrales, Prorocentraceae. The record is from the annotation of a GenBank genome assembly.